Messenger RNA from Manis pentadactyla (Chinese pangolin), 1563 nucleotides. Its product is annotated as RNA-binding motif protein, X-linked 2-like. The record is from RefSeq and is a predicted model, not a curated record. Gene Ontology annotation, biological process: mRNA splicing, via spliceosome. The coding region runs from base 84 to 722 and encodes 212 amino acids. NCBI's taxonomy places the organism in Eukaryota, Metazoa, Chordata, Mammalia, Pholidota, Manidae. Gene Ontology annotation, cellular component: precatalytic spliceosome; catalytic step 2 spliceosome; U2 snRNP. The transcript has a single exon. Gene Ontology annotation, molecular function: RNA binding.
GCAACGCCCUCCUGCCUCACUUCCGCGGGAAGUGAGCACGUGCUGCCAGAGGAGCGCCGUUCUGCGGCGCACAGCCCGUGGAGAUGAACCCGUUAACCACGGUGAGACUGAUUAGCAAGCUGAAUGAGUGGGAGGCUGAAACAAGCGUCCCAGCUAAGGCAUCAUGGCACUCUGUGUACAAGGACAGUGCCUGGAUCUUUGUGGGAGGGCUUCCGUGUGAACUGACCGAGGGAGAUAUCCUGUGUGUAUUCUCCCAGUACGGGGAGAUUGUCAACAUUAAUCUCGUGCGGGAUAGGAAGUCAGGAAAGUCAAAAGGAUUCUGUUUUAUCUGCUAUGAAAAUCAGAGGAGUACAAUUUUGGCUGUCGACAAUUUUAAUGGAAUUAAGAUCAGGGGAAGAACCAUCCGAGUCGACCAUGUAUCUAACUAUCGCCCCCCUCCGGUCUUGGAGGAUGUGGAUGGCGCCACCGAAGAGCUCUGGGAGCAGGGCUGUGGGGCGCAGACCCCAUCGAGUUCAUCUGAAAGUUGCGAUGACGAAGCACUUUACCAACAGCAAAGACGAGGAAAACGGAGCAGAAAUAAGAUCAAAGGGAAGGCUGUACGAGUUAAAGACGAGCAGGGACCGACAGAGCUGCCAUCUUCCCGAGGCCAAAUUAAAAGGAAGGAUACACUUCCUAAACAUACCAAGGUGAGGUUAGACUCGAGAGAGGGCCAGAAGCCCUAACCUAACAGCUCUGAUGCCAGGAAAGCUGCUGCAGGGGACAGUUUCCAGCAGGGCACAGAGGGAUCUGGAGAGGGUACUGAGGAAAGAGAAUCCAGGGUCUGAGCCUGGCCCUUUAUCAGAGGCGGGAGGGAGAAAGAGGCAGAAAGCUCAAAGAGGGACAGAAGUUGAAGCUCAAAGAUGUUUUAGGUGAUGGGAGGUGCAGCUAUGCACAUUUUCCAAGUCAGUGAUGGCAGGCUGGACCAAGGCUGCUCAAAUCCUCAUAUUUUCAAAUCAAGUGUAGUAUUUAAAAUGCUAUGGGCCGGAACUCGUUACUAAUUAGAUGAUUUCUGUAAAUAAAGUAUCUGGGGCAGAAUUUUCUUAAAGUCUGAAAUUUUUUUUCUACAGUCAUUCAAAAUUUUGCAAUAGUUGAAAUGACAUUAUCCUGCCUAAAUAUUACCAUUUUCUAUGUGACGGGAUUUGCAAAAGUUUAGAAGCACUGAACUAGAUGAUCUCUAUAGUCAUUAUACUUCUAAGCUUCUCAGGCUAUGCUGGGAGAAUUUCAUCCAGUAUGGAGGGGACUUGCUGCUAUCUUACAAUAUUUCCAGUAAGUAAUAAAAAAUAUUUAAAAUAUUUAGGUUCCUUCUGUAUGAUUUUAUGUUUCAGUAGUAAUAGAAGUUUUUAUUUUUUUUUAACUUUUUGUAACAACUAACUGUUAAUGAUAAAAGGCAAAGGGUAUUCUUAUGGAAAGUAGUAUCAGUAGAGGAUUGGAAACUAAUCAUAGGGGAUUGGAAAGAGUAUUUCUGAUGGCACAUUCUUGCUGCUCUUCUUUACUUUAUAUAUAUGUGUGUGUGUGUGUGUGUGU